UCCCCCCUUUUUGGUCAACCCUGCUAGCCCCGCCCCUGCCUCUGCCGGGCUCCGCCUCCUGCUUUAUAAAGGGAGGAGGAAGGGGCCAGAGGAGCCAAAGCAGUUGGGAGAGAAAGGAGCCUCUGCCCGGUGGGGUCCAGGCCAGCGGAGCCAUGGCAGACCAGUCUUUUGUGACGUUAGCCACAAAUGAUUCCUAUGUGAAAGGAGCACUUGUACUGGGAUCGUCACUACGAAACUACAGAACAACAAGGAAGUUGACAGUGCUGAUUACUCCACAUGUUUCAGACCCAAUGAGGAAAGUACUGGAAAAAAUAUUUGAUGAAGUGAAGCUUGUGGACAUCUUGGACAGUGGAGAUUCAGCCCAUCUUGCGCUGUUGAAAAGGCCUGAGCUUGGUGUAACACUGACAAAACUCCACUGUUGGGAAUUAACAGAGUAUUCAAAGUGUGUGUUCAUGGAUGCAGACACAAUGGUUUUGUCAAAUAUAGAUGAGCUUUUUGAAAGAGAAGAACUUUCUGCUGCACCUGAUCCAGGCUGGCCUGACUGUUUCAAUUCGGGAGUUUUUGUAUAUCGGCCUUCUCUUGAAACAUUCAAUCAACUGUUGCAGGUUGCUACAGAGAAAGGCAGCUUUGAUGGUGGGGACCAGGGCUUAUUAAACACCUUCUUCAGCAGUUGGGCAACAGCAGACAUUAGCAAACAUCUGCCAUUUAUUUAUAAUUUAAGCAGUAUUUCUAUCUACUCCUAUCUUCCAGCAUUUAAAGCGUUUGGAACAAAUGCAAAAGUAGUGCACUUUCUGGGAAAACUUAAGCCAUGGAAUUACGCUUAUGACUCCAAAGCCAAAAGUGUCAAGGAAGAUGCUCAAGGCCCCACAGUAGUUCACCCAGAGUUCCUCAAUAUGUGGUGGGAUACCUUUAUCACAAACAUUUUGCCAUUGUUACAGCAGCAUGGUGCCAUUAAAGACACAGCUACUGGUGUAAAGGCGCUAUCGGGCUUGGUCUAUACACUGGCUUUCUCUUGUGGCUUCUGUAGAGAGGAGGAGGUAGCGGAGGCGGUGUCCCACCUGUCAAUUUCACCUACAGCGCUGACACACGUGCCACCCUCGCCACCCCCCAUGUCCUCAGAGGAGCGCAAAGAAAGAUGGGAGCAGGGCCAGGCUGACUACAUGGGAGCAGACAGCUUUGACAACAUCCAGAAGAAACUUGAUACCUACCUCCAGUAGAAAGAAGCACUUGUAUCCGCUCUGCAGACAUCAGCAAUACAAGGACUUUUCAGAUCUAUAGCGACUAGAAAAGUCAGAUAGGGUCUAUUAAACUUGCUAACAGCUUUGUCACUGCUGAGCUGAAGGCUGUUGCCAGUACUGGAGAUAAGAACUGAACCAAAUCUGUUUUAAGUAUGAAACCUUGUGCCAAUUUUGUGUCCAACAGACAGAUCUUUUCCUCUUGCACAAAAACUAAUGAACAUACCUGUAGAGAACUCAUUGGGAACAGGACACACAGCUGGCUUGAAUCUUACUCCUUAGACCCAUAGGACUGUGCUUUAUCUCCUUCCCUUCACCCCCAACCUGUGUUUGGCUUGCUAUGUUAGAAUGAUGGCUAGAAAGUGAGACAGCUACAGUGAAAGGGGCCUUACAAUAAGAAAGGCAUAAAAAGGUGGCAACAUCGUACUGAUACUGCCUUUCUGUCAAUUCCAGCCAUAUUGAAAAUCCUGACCAGACAUCUAUGCACACAACCCACAGCAUGGCAAAUACUUUCAUUCAGUUGUGUAUUUCUGGGACUAGUUAAAAACAUCAAAACCUUUUGAAGUUACCUGUAACACAGCAGUCAAAUACAAAAAUAAAGAAAUCAUGGUAAAAUCUAAAUAGAAUAUGGCACUUAAGUUUUGUUAAACAGUAUUUUGAUCUAUGUGUCCCGUACCCUAAACCUGCUACCUCAUAUUGGUAAGCUGCAUCAGGAAUGUUGUAUUCUACAGUAUUUUGAGGGUGUAAAUUUACAUUCUCCUAAAACCUAUGAUGUGUUCUACUGAAACCGUAACUGUAAGGAAAACAUAUCUCUGUAUACUGAUCCAGACUAAUACAGCUACACUUUUGAAUUCUAGUAACAUGUUAUUUGCGAUAAGUUUAAUUUUCUUCAGCAGCCCAUAAAAAGUGCUAACUUUCUGUUAAAAAUGUGAUACAAUCCAGAAUUUCUGGCCUCCGACUAUUCCUACAUAACAUUAUUUAUGGAGUUCUUAGCAUAUUGCCUACCCUCUUAACUGUCUGGCUGCUGAUCCUCCAUCCUUUGACGAUUUCCAGCUUCUAUUGAUACAAAUACUGGUCAGAACAAGUUUCAUACAGUGGACUCUACUAAAGGUUCAUGAUAAUAAACGUGUAGUCUGGCUUAUGUUUGCACAACUACAUAUGUGUAAUAUUAAAAAACAUAGUCUCCUCUAUUAUUAA
Anolis carolinensis (green anole) is the source of this 2432-nucleotide messenger RNA. It is a transcript of the gene gyg1, whose product is annotated as glycogenin 1. The record is from RefSeq and is a predicted model, not a curated record. Gene Ontology annotation, cellular component: cytoplasm. Bases 153 to 1217 code for a protein of 354 amino acids. The transcript is spliced from 8 exons. Gene Ontology annotation, biological process: glycogen biosynthetic process. Gene Ontology annotation, molecular function: glycosyltransferase activity. NCBI's taxonomy places the organism in Eukaryota, Metazoa, Chordata, Lepidosauria, Squamata, Anolidae.